AUGGUUGCACAGGCCGCAACUGCUCUAGACCUCUGGCUGUAUGCUAGGAAUGCCGUUCAGUUUGUGGUUGCAUAUCCUUACUUUUACCUUUUCCCAAUCCUCACAAUCGCCCGCAACUCGGCUCUUGCAGACUCAGCCGGGUCCGAUAAGCUCCCCAACGACUCACCCAACUUUUUCACCGCAUUCAUAUUUCCGUUUAAGCCAUUCUCUGUCUGGGUCGUUGAACAAGUAUUCCGAGAAGUCCUGACCACCUUUCUCGGUCGGUAUCUUGGACAUAUCGCCAAAACCAUCAUUGCCAUCGUGUUUUGUGCCCCAUUGAAACUCUUGCUGUGCGAGGCAGUAGAACUACUGGUCAUCUCGUCCGUUGCCCUAUCUUUCAAAGACGCCGCCCAAGACGUGGGCGUCAUCCCACAACAAACCGAUGAAGCAACUUCCGACACAAACUCGACGUGGGUCCUGGCUUUGUUUGCCGCUAUCGCUGGUCCAGUUGGGAUAGUUGUUUUACUGGAGUGGUUUCCAGCUACUGUGAUCUGUGUGCGAGCCGCUCUUUCACUCCUGGAUCCAAGAACGCUGGACAUCUCAUCCCUUGAGGUUAUCAAUAUCACACCGGUUCUUCUAAAGUGCUUGCAGUGCUUCUUAGACCAUGCUCUUUCCCGGGAUCCGGCCCAAACUACUGCCGUGUCGGCGCCGUACGUCGUGGGCAAGAACUCGAUCACGCCGUCAUCGAGUAGAUCCCUCACGAAGAUCACCUUUGGUCUAGAGGAUAUAGCAUUGAUCAAAGGAAUCCUUGACAGAACCCUCAAGCCAGAUCUUUGA
Messenger RNA from Fusarium vanettenii 77-13-4, 816 nucleotides. RefSeq lists its product as uncharacterized. The transcript has 6 exons. NCBI's taxonomy places the organism in Eukaryota, Fungi, Ascomycota, Sordariomycetes, Hypocreales, Nectriaceae. Bases 1 to 816 code for a protein of 271 amino acids. The record is from RefSeq and is a predicted model, not a curated record.